GUGAGCCGGACAAGGCCAUCAUCGAUGACAUGUGGCUGGGGGUGACGGUGGCCAGCCAGCGGCAGCCGGCGGGGAGGGUGCUGGCCUGCGCUCACCGUUACACCAAGGUGCUGUGGUCGGGCAGCGAGGACCAGCGGCGCAUGGUGGGCAAGUGCUACGUGCGGGGCAACGAUCUACGCCUCAACAUCAGCGACGAGUGGCAGACCUACCACAACGAGAUGUGCAACUCCAACACGGACACCGACGAGACCGGCAUGUGCCAGAUGGGCACCAGCGCCGGCUUCACCGCCAACAUCAUCUAUUUCGGGGCACCCGGCGCCUAUAACUGGCAAGGUACCGACUACAUGCUGCAGCGGGAGAUGUGGGACCUGCACGACUUCUCCUACCCCAACAAGAGGAACGGCAAUACCUAUAUAGAUAUCGCUGUGGGGGCUCCUUUUGAGGGGACCGGCAAGGUCUACAUCUACCACAGCAGCGCAGAAGGGCUGCUGGACAAACCCCGGCAGGUGAUCAGCGGGUCGGAUCUGGGCCCUGUCAGCAUGCAGACCUUCGGGUACUCGCUGAGUGGGGGGCUGGACGUGGACGGGAACUCCUACCCCGACCUCCUGGUGGGCAGCUUGGCGGAGAAGGUCAUCCUGCUCUGAGCUCGGCCCGUGAUCAACAUCUUGAACAAGAUCUUCACGGUGACCCCCAGCAAGGUGGACCCCGCCCGGUGCACGCCCGACUCCUGUAUCACAGUGACCGUCUGCUUCUCCUACAACCAGAGCGCUGGAGACCCCAAGUACAAGGAGAAGAUCACCCUGGAGUACACCCUGGAGGCUGACAAGGACCGGCACCCCCCCAGGGUCAGGUUUUUGGGGACCCACUCUGCCACCUACCACGGCAUCUUCCCCAUGCCCAAGACCCGCUGUGAAUCCAAGGAGCUCCUGCUGCUGGACAACAUCCGGGACAAGCUGCACCCCAUCGUGCUCUCCAUGAACUACUCGCUGGUGGAGAAGCCCAGGACCUUCCAGCUGGGUCCCCACUCCCUCGAUGCCUUCCCCGUCCUCAACCAGGACCAGUCCCACGAGAAUGAGACCAAGAUCGAGUUCCAGAAGGAGUGCGGCUCCGACAACAAGUGCUACAGCAACCUCCAGCUCCAGAGCAGCUUCGUCACCGACCAGAACCAGCCCCUGCCCAGGUUGAACGGUACCCAGGUGCUGCAGUACAGCCGGGACGUGCGGAAGCUCUACCUGAGCAUCAACAUCACCAACGUGCCCACCACCCCCUCCAACGGCGAGGACGCCCACGAGGCGCUGCUCAACGUCACGGUGCCGGCCAGCCUGCUGCCCUCCUCCGUCCGCCCGAGCGGAGCCUGUACCUUUGCGGAGACGGUGCUGUGCGAGCUGGGCAACCCUUUUAAGAGGAACCAGAGGGCGGAGCUGAUCAUCACCUUCGAGGCCAUUGGAAUCAUGCUGGACACACGGGAGAUCUUGGUGUGGCUGGACCUGUCCACGCAAAGCACCCAGGAGGACCUGCAGCCCGUGCUGGCCAAGCUGCUGGUGGACUACAGCAUCCAGUCCUCGCUGACCAUUGCUGAAAUAGGGCACCGAGAGUACAGCGAUUUUGACCGGGUGAAGGUGGACGGCACAGCGACGCUCUUCCUCCGGACCCACGUCCCCACCAUCAACAUGAGGAACCACACGGUGCGGUUCUCCGUGGACGUGGACUCGGAGCUGACGGAAGAGCAGCCGGCCGAGAUCGCGCUGUGGCUGGUGCUGGUGGCGGUGGCGGCCGGGCUGCUGCUGCUGGGGCUGAUCAUCCUCUUGCUCUGGAAGCCGGCCUUCCCGCUUGGCUGCGGGACUGCUCGGGAGCGGCGGGUGGAAGGUGCCCGGCUGCUGAGCGAUGAGGAAGAGGAGCAGAGAAUGCGAUGA
Messenger RNA from Aptenodytes forsteri (emperor penguin), 1913 nucleotides. RefSeq names its product integrin subunit alpha 3 (gene ITGA3). Gene Ontology annotation, molecular function: integrin binding. Lineage: Eukaryota; Metazoa; Chordata; Aves; Sphenisciformes; Spheniscidae. The transcript has 18 exons. Gene Ontology annotation, biological process: cell adhesion mediated by integrin; cell-cell adhesion; leukocyte migration. Gene Ontology annotation, cellular component: integrin complex; external side of plasma membrane. The annotation marks the transcript as partial. The record is from RefSeq and is a predicted model, not a curated record.